AAGAGAAGGGAAUUAAAACGACAAUGCAAAUUUUCGUCAAGACUCUUACUGGAAAGACUAUUACUCUCGACGUCGAGUCCUCCGAUACGAUCGAGAACGUGAAGGCUAAGAUUCAGGACAAGGAGGGAAUUCCCCCAGAUCAGCAGCGUCUGAUUUUCGCUGGAAAGCAGCUUGAGGAUGGCCGCACCCUCUCUGACUACAACAUUCAGAAGGAGUCGACCCUGCACUUGGUGCUCCGUCUGCGUGGAGGUGGUAAGGUGCACGGUUCUCUGACUCGUGCCGGAAAGGUGAAGAACCAGACUCCCAAGGUCGACAAGCAGGAGAAGGCGAAGUCCCACGUGGGUCGCGCUAAGAAGCGAGAGCAGUACAACCGCAGAUAUGUAAACGUUGUGUUGGCUCCUGGCGCGAAGAGAGUGGGUCCCAACAACUUUGCUGCCCGUCAGGCUCGUGCCGAGGCUGCUGCCAAGAGAGAAUAAGAUGUGUUACUAUUGAGUGCUUGCU
Messenger RNA from Blastocystis hominis, 501 nucleotides. RefSeq lists its product as hypothetical. The transcript is spliced from 3 exons. Gene Ontology annotation, biological process: translation; protein ubiquitination; modification-dependent protein catabolic process. NCBI's taxonomy places the organism in Eukaryota, Bigyra, Opalinata, Blastocystidae. The record is from RefSeq and is a predicted model, not a curated record. Bases 24 to 476 code for a protein of 150 amino acids. Gene Ontology annotation, cellular component: cytoplasm; nucleus; ribosome. Gene Ontology annotation, molecular function: ubiquitin protein ligase binding; structural constituent of ribosome; protein tag activity.